AUGUUGUUACUAAUUAAUGUCAUUUUCACCUUGUGGGUUUCCUAUGCUAAUGGACAAGUGAAAUCUUGUGAUUUUCCAGACAUUAAACAUGGAGGUCUAUGUUAUGAAAGUAUGUGUAGACCAUACUUUCCAGUAGCUGUAGAAAAAUCUUACUCCUAUUACUGUGAUGAAUCUUUUGAGACUCCUUCAGGAAGUUACUAGGAUUACAUUUAUUGCACACAAGAUGGAUGGUCGCCAGCAGUACCAUGUCUCAGAAAACGUUAUUUUCCUUAUUUGGAAAAUGGACAUGAUGAAAAUUACGGAAGAAAGUUUGUACAGGGUAACUCUAUAGAAGUUGUCUUCCUUCCUGGCUAUGGUCUUCCAAAUGAUCAGACCACAGUUACGUGUAUGGAGAAUGGCUGGUCUCCUCCUUGCAGAUGCAUCCGUGUGAAAACAUGUUCCAAAUCAAGUAUCGAUAUUGAGAAUGGGUUUAUUUCUGAAUCUCAGUAUAUAUAUGACUUACAUAAACAAGCAAAAUAUCAAUGCAAACUAGGAUAUAUAACAGCAGAUGGUGAAACAUCAGGAUCAAUUACAUGUCAGAAAAAUGGAUGGUCAGCUCAACCCACAUGCCUGAGACCUUUAUAA
Messenger RNA from Pan troglodytes (chimpanzee), 624 nucleotides. RefSeq names its product complement factor H-related protein 3-like. Gene Ontology annotation, biological process: complement activation. NCBI's taxonomy places the organism in Eukaryota, Metazoa, Chordata, Mammalia, Primates, Hominidae. Gene Ontology annotation, molecular function: complement component C3b binding. The record is from RefSeq and is a predicted model, not a curated record. The transcript is spliced from 6 exons.